Messenger RNA from Calliphora vicina (urban bluebottle blowfly), 6629 nucleotides. RefSeq names its product myb-like protein Q. The transcript has a single exon. Bases 1 to 2481 code for a protein of 826 amino acids. The record is from RefSeq and is a predicted model, not a curated record. NCBI's taxonomy places the organism in Eukaryota, Metazoa, Arthropoda, Insecta, Diptera, Calliphoridae.
AUGAUGGAUAAUAUAAGACGAAAUGUUGAUGAUAAAACACAACAGCAACAGCGACAGCAACAAUAUUUAUAUAAUAUUACUAGUAAUAGUGGACACGAAAGUGAACGCGAUCGCACAACUGAUGAUCGCGAUCGUAUUGCAGAAGAAGAAGAAGAACAGAAAGAACAUGACUUAGCAGGCCAUAAAAUGAGUGGUGUUAGGAAAGGUUUAAAUAAAUUAGAUACCGUCACAACAGUGCCUCAAUUACAACAAAAAUUUAAUAAAUUUAAUAUAAUAGAUGAAGCAGCAAUUACAACUAAUACUACAACAACAACUACAUCAUCUAAAACAUGUGUAGCAGCAGCAAAAUCAUCAUCAAUAACAACUAAGUCGUCGUCGUCGUCCUCAUCCUCUCUAGUAAAUAAAUCAUUAACACAACAGCAACAACAACAGCAAAAUACGGCAUUAGCUAAAUUUAAUCGAAUUAUUGACAAUACAGUGCCGGUUAUAAACACAUACAACUAUCAGCAACAUGUUGCUGAAACAUUAGCCAAAAACUCACAACAACAACAGCAUCCACAUUAUCAACAUGAACUACAACAGAAGCAACAGCAACAAUAUGUAGAGAUGCCCAUUUUAAGUGAUAGUUUAAAACGUAGAUUGGCCCAGAAACAUCAUCAGUACUAUAAUACCGACCUAAUUGUAAAUAAUUCUAAAAUUAAUUUCUCCACAACAACAGCAGCAGCAUCCACAUCCGCAGCAGCAGAAGCUGCUGUUGCCGCCACCACAUCUAAACAUGCAGCAGCCGUAGCCUCCACAUCGAAGGCUGCCGCUACUGCUGCUUUAGCCAGAUUGGCGGCAGCAGCAACUUCAUCAUCUUCAUCACAACAAGAUCAAGAACCUGAGACAACAAUGAAAAUGUCUUUGGAUGAAGAUGAACAAUCAGAACGAAAUGAUGUUCAUUAUUUGUUGAAACAAUUAAAUAGUUUUAGUGAUAUUGAAGAAAUAGAAAUUGUUGAUAUGAAGCAAAAACAGCGUCAGCUACAGCAACAACAACAGCAACAAUAUAACAAAGAGAAAAAUUAUAUUAUUGCAAGCAGCCAACAACAAUCGCAGCAGCAGCAAGAAAAUUACGAAGCUCAAACUGAUUCGCAAUAUGCAGAAAGAGUGGCAAACUUAAAUUUUAAUGAAUAUCAACAUGUUGAACGUAUCAGACAACAAUAUGUUGAACAUGUUGUCUCCUGUGAGCAAUUGUCAGCAGAACAAACUGCUGAGCAUCCCUUACACUCAGAGCAACAUGUUGAAGAGUCACAGCAGCAGCAGCAGAUUGUUGUUGGUAUGCAAACGUAUACUACGGAAAGCAAGCAACAUUAUCAAACAACAUCAACGACAUCACCAACCGCCACAUCACUUGUGAUAUACUCACCCUCGUCACAAUCGCACAAAGGUAUACGUCGCUAUGCCUCACAAGAUGAGCACGCCGCCGCAGCCUCAUAUCAUCCUCAUCCACAUCCCCACGAUCAUCCCCAUCCCCCACACCACCAACACUAUCAUCAUCAUCAGCCCCAUUAUGUGCAUUUGCCCUAUGAGCAUUAUUCCGAGAGUUCCCUAUUGAAUUCGGUCGCCGCCCAGGCAGCAGCCGCCGAUCCUCUGAUAUUACAACAAUUUGUGGAUGAUUACAUAUUUCAAUCCUGCCAUUAUUUGGAAACAAAUAAUUUUGUUGCCAACUAUCGCACUGCCAUGGUCGAGUCAUCGUCUCACGAAUUUCGACCAUCCACCACCACCACAACGCGCACCUCCAACGAGGAGUUCUACGAGGAAGAAGAGGCCGGCUAUGUAGAAGAUCAUUCGUCGGCACAUUCGUUUGAAUUGCAUGAGACGGAGCCGCCCACAGUGAUAUGUAAGGCUCCGGCGCCUUUACCUGCCUCCAAGCGUUCCAUACAACAACAACAACAGCAUCAUCAACAACAAACAUAUACCAUGGAAACACGUUUAUGUAGUAGCGGUGUACAGACUGAUUUAACGGCUUCAUCUUUAGCUCAAAGUUUUAGCCUUAGCUCAUCGUUAUCAUCAUCGGAAAAACACAAGCGUACAAAACCGUUAUUCAAAUGUUGCUAUACUCCCCUCGACAGAUGGCGUGAAAAGCGCUCUCAACAAUCGCAAAUACAAAAACGCACAAAAUCUGCCUCCACUGCUGCUAAUGUUUCCGAACAUCAGCCGCAGCAACAGCAGUUACAGCAGAUAACUACUAAAAACACUAGUGUUGCUAUUGUUGGUGGUCCUUCGCAUGCUGGCAGCAGUAGUGCUAUUCUAAAUAGCACCAUUGCCUUGGCAUCAACAACUACCACCACAACCGCAACAACAACAACAUUACUAAAUACCACAUCAACAUUGGUUGUACAACCUCAAUCUCAUCAUCACCAUCAGCAUCAGCAACAUCAUCAUAAUCAAUCUCUAUCGAAAAAUAAUAAUAAUAAAAAUAAUGCACCUUAUGCAGUUUGACAAAUGCCUUUAAAGCAACAGUUUUUUUAUGUAAAAAUGUUGCUUGCUUUCUGCCAUUUAUACCUUAAACAAAAUAACACUAUAGUUUUCCUUUUUGUAUAAAAAAACCAAACUAAACAAACAAAAAAAAACAUAUGAUAAUGGAAAUUUUUGCCGCCCACUUUAAUACAACAAAAACAAACAAACAAAUACACAACAAACAAACAAAAAAAAUGAACGCCGCCGCUGUCUUAUUUUUGUAAAUCUCUUUUUCCAAAAACAAAACCAAAAACCAACAAAAACAAAAAAACUACAAAAACAAAUCUCUUUAUAAUUUUUUUGCGAUGUCAACAAUUUUUUGCUAUUUCCUUGUCUGUUGUACGAAAGAACAGCAAAAACAAAGAAAAUUAAACAAAAUCAACUUUUUUAUAACCUCUUAAACAAAAAAUAUAAAAAAAAUUAAACAAAAUUUAAAAUCGAACACACACAACAACUAUUCAAACACUAAUUGCAAUUUUAGGGAUAUUUUAGAAUUUAAUUUUAAAAUCAUACAGAAAUUCGAGUCGAGUUGCUAAACAUGUUGCUGGCAACAUUUUAUUGGCUUAAUUUAAAAACUUGCCUCUUGAUUUUAAAUAUAAUGAAAGUUUCUGAUUUCAAAGUAAGUUUCUAAAAAUAAGAAAUUUUAGCUUAAGCAACAUUUUGCUAGAUGUAUAAACUGCUUUACAAAAUUUUGAAGACAUGAUAGAUCAUGUUUUUUAUACAAAAAUAAAUGUAUAUUUAAAAAUGAGCGUUAAUUUCAGCUUUCUAUAAUUGAAUUGUAUUAAAAAUAUAUUCUGCGUUGGUUGCUUUUAUCAGAAUGUUGCCAGUUAAACUUAUUUUUUGAAAAAUUAUCAUGGAAAGUAUUCUUAAAUGCUGCUAAUGAAAUUAAUAUUUGAUUUCGAAUUAAUUAUUUCAACUUUAGCUUAAUGCAGUAAAAUCUUAAUUCAGGUGUAUAAAUGCCAGCAAUUCAUUCCAAAACACCAUUCCCAAUCAAACAAAUUCAUUAGCUUUAUUCAAAGGCUUUAUUUGAAUAUAAUUCGUUCAUUGUUUAAUUAAUUCAUAAUAAAAUUCAUUCUACAUUUGAAUGAAAUUUUGUUAAUUCAAAGCUAAGCCAAAUUGAAUUAAUAGUGUAUCCUUUUUAUAAUUUAAAAUCAAAAUUUUAAAACUUUUUUGUAAUAGAUUUAAAUUUAAUCAUUCAAUACAUUUUAAAGCUAUUUUGAAAAAGAUUUGAAUAAAAUAAAUCAUUCAAUAAGGAAUUAAUUCUAAUGAAUUCAAAACGGAAAAUUUAAUUAAUAUUUAAUUUUUUCGAACUUUCGUCUUCAACAUUUUCAAGAUGUUUCAUAUAUAUAGAAGAUUUCAGAGCAGGGCCGAAUUACCGCACUCGUGAUCGAAUGAACUAUCGUAUCGAAAAAUAAUUUCGAUAUCGUAAUUAUAACAAAUUUCAUUCUCGAUAUCGAAUGCCGUAAUCUCAAAUAAGAAAAUUACGAUCGAAUUUACUCGAUAUCGAUUGCGGUAAUUCGGCACCAGGUUUCAAUAAAAUAUGAAAUUUGUCUAAAGAAUGGUAAUAGGAAUGAUUACUUUAUUUGAACAUAUUGCUAGCAAGAUGAAAGUUGCUAAACAUCAGCAAUAUGUUUUAAAUUCAAUAUUCAGAAAAUUUUAUUUUUUUGACAAUGCAAGCUUUUGAAUGAAAAAUAUCCUUCAACAUGUUGCUAGUAAAACUAAUACUCAAUUUUUUUUUAAUUAAUGUUUGUUAUUUUUAUCACCAUUUAGCAUUUGAGUUUAUCAAUUUGGCAUGUUGCUAGAAAUUGUUUACAAUUCUAUUGAAUUUGCAAUAACAGUAAUAUUAUUUGUAAAUACAAUCUUUUGAAUGGAUGGCUAUUAUUAAAAUAUGUUUCUUGUAAAAUUAAUAUUCAAAUUUGUUGCACAACAUUGUCAAAAAGUAAUUAAAGCAUAGAAUAUUUGUAUCAACAAAAUUCGAUCAACAUAUUGCUAUUAAAGCUUAAAUUUCAGUGAAAAUGAACAUUUAAGUUUAUGGAAUUGAUUUCAACAUGUUGCUAGCAAAAACUCUUUUUCAAUUUGUUGCUAAACAUUGUCAAAUUGUUUAAAAUACAAUUAAGGCAUUUGUUUGAAGCUUAAUUUUAAUUUAAUAUAAACAUUAUUGCAACAUGUUGCUAGUGAAAUUGAGGUUCACAUUUUUAAAAAGUAUAUAAUCGAAUAUUUGUGUGUAUAUAAACAUUUGAGUCUAUGGAAUUAUAUUCAACAUGUUGCCAUCAAAAAGUAUAUUUUGAUUUAUUGCUAAACAUGUUUUAAAUUUAAUUAAAUCAUUAAUAUACAAGCAGUUCAACUAAAUUCCAUCAAAAUUAAUGCUUAAAUUUGAGUGAAUAAUAAAAUUUUAGUAUAGAAAAUCUAUUGCUAUAUUGCUAUAUUAACAGAAUUCUUCAAUAAAUUUCAAAAUGUUGCCAGUAAAGUUCAGCAUUCUCAAAAAAUGUUCUAGAUGUUUAAAAUAGAAUAAUAAAAUUAAAUGUUUCUCUAUCAAUCAUUAGAAUCAUUAGAAGAGAUGUGAAAAACCUAUUUACAAAAUGUUGAUUUAUUCCAUAUUAAAAAUUAAGUUUCUUACAAAAUUAUCAUUCGAAAUUGUUGCUCAACAUUGUCAAGAUGUUUAAAAUAUAUUUAAUACAUAGAAUGUUGUUUUUUUCGUCAAAAUUUUAUCAAGACUACAUCGAAUUGUAGUCAACAUGUUGCUAGUAAAGUGAAGAAAUUAUUUAAGAAAAUGUUUUAGAAAAUGUUGCCAGCAAUAUUAAAGAUAACAACAUGUUGCUAAUAAAAUUAACAUUCAAAAAUAUUGCUCAACAUUGUCAAGAUGUUUAAAAAACAUGUUGCUUAAAAUUUAAUGUGUUUAUUUCAACAUAAUGCUGGUAAAAUGAAUGACCACAUUUGUUGAAAAUGUUGAUACUAUUUUAAUAAAGCUACAAACUACUUUGUAGCAAAAAAUUUAAUGCGUACCAAUAUUUUAUUUACAAUUUUUUAUUGUAUCAUUGUAAACAAUACACGUUUUAAAGAUUUUAUGAAUAUAUUGACAGAUGUUAAGCAAAUGUUUCUCAUCCUUUUUUUUGGAAAAGCAUUAAACAAAUGUUUCUCAUCCUUUUUAUUUUUUUUAUAUAUUUCUAUUACAACUAUAAAAUAUCUUAGUAACUACAAUAAAUAUUUUUAUUCAAGAGACUUUUGAAAUCAACCUAUUUGGUAACUUAAAAAUGUUAAGCAAUAUUCAUGUACUCUAGUUUGGCAACAUUUACAUAAUGUAUACAAUGUAACCUUAAUUUCACUAUUUUAUUUUUUCAAUAUUUAAUUCUCCUCCCAAAAUUGCAACUAGUGUCAAUCACACCACAAUACAGCAACAAACAUCAAACAACAACAAAACUAUUUAAAUGAAAUAUUAUUAAAUUUCUUUCCUUCCCAAAAAACAAAAUAAAACAAAGAAAUUUCUUAAUAUUUAUUUUCCUUGCAAACCAAACAAAAAAUAAAUACUUUUUUUGAAAAGUUUAUAUAACUAUCGCGCUCCUAAUCUUUCCAAAAACACUCUAGUUUUCUCACCAUCUCUUCUUCUUGUUGUUAUUACAUUUUUUAUAAUAUUAUAAAACAAAAAUAAUAAAAUAAAAAUAAAACAAAUGAAAGGAAAAAAUACUACAAAAAAAUCAAGCGUAAAGAAAAUUUAAAAUCCGAAAAAAGCAAAUAAUCAUCAUCUCUUUCUAAUCAUUAAGCAGGUCGUUAAUGUUUAAAACAAAAGCGAAAAAAGACCAUUUAAUAUGUAUAGUAAACAAAUAAUAAUAAUAAUAAUAAAAAUACUUUCACACAUAAAUAAUAAUAAACAAUAUGAAAAUAAAACAAAAUCAAAGUUUAAACAAAAAUAAAUACUUUCUGUAAAAUUUUUACUAACAAUAAUAUUAAUUAAUUCAUUAAUUUUUUGUAAAGCUGAAGUUAAUUUAUAAAUAUUAAUUUUUCUUAUUUUCUUUACAAUUAUUUUAUUUAUUUUGGGUAUAUAUUUGGGUUUAUUUAAUUAAUACUUUAUUACUAACAAUAAUUUUCUUGUUAAGUUUUUGCUUAAAUAAAUAAUAUAUUUUUUGUUUAACAAA